Molecule: messenger RNA, 1925 nt
Organism: Paramacrobiotus metropolitanus
Lineage: Eukaryota; Metazoa; Tardigrada; Eutardigrada; Parachela; Macrobiotidae
Product: protein DDI1 homolog 2-like
Exons: 3
Coding region: 417-1673 (418 amino acids)
Biological process (GO): proteolysis
Molecular function (GO): aspartic-type endopeptidase activity; protein binding
Source: RefSeq, a predicted model, not a curated record
GUGAGGUUUGAAAUCUGCAAAUCAUGUUGGUUUGCAACCCAUCAAUAUCAUUAGCGAUCAAUGGUCAUACCUAUUUCUGAUUCUGGAGAGUUCUUGAAUUUUGUGGUAUUUUUUUCGUAUUUAAUAGAUUGGUUUGUAUUUUGAAAUUUUUAGUUUUUUGAGUGGAACUUAAUUGUGAACACAAGUGCUGUAGUUCUGGUUCAGCUGGACUUCUUUAUCUCAUUUAAUUUUUAAUUUUCAGCUUUGAUUGUAAGCGGACGUCUGACACGAUUAAUAUUUCGGUUCAGCCCUCAUAGAUUUUUCGCUGCUGACCUUCACAGACACUUUUUUUCCUGUACUUCGAGAACGGUUUCACGAUAGUAACAGGACGACAGGAACCAGACGUGGACUUGAUCGAAAUACUCUGAGCUGCCAAAAUGAAGUUGACUUUUACGACGCUGGACGGUGGUUUUGUCUCCUUGGAUUUGGCUGAUGACAUGGAACUGGAAAAUGUAAAAGCUCUGUGCGAAAUGGAUCUGGGUGUUCCGGCUGGCAAAAUGGUCCUUUCGGCCAAUGGGCGCGAUUUGACGGACAACAGCAAAACAUUGCAGUCCUGUGGUUUGAAGGAUGGCGAUAUGGUUUUGGUGAAGAUGAUGGGUGCAGUUGCGUCCACGUCCCGUACUGGGGCUUCCACGGGGACUCCACCUACAAAAAUCCCUAAAAUCGAUUUCAGUAGCAUCCAGGUACCGCAGCUGUCCAGAGGUACAUCUGCUGGAACAUCGUCCGCGGCUUCUGCAAAUUCUUCCGGAUUUUCUCCUGCGGAACUGAUGCAAGCCAGACUAAUUGGGGAACAGCUGAAGAAAAGCAUGGAGGGUGAUCCUACAGAGCUGGAACGUCAAAUGGCAAAAUUCCCCGGACUUGUAGAUGCAGCGCUGAAAAGUGAUUAUGCUGCCAUUGCUCAGUUUAUUCGGCAGGAAGAGGCGGAAGCACUGAGGAAACGACAGCUUUUGAUAACAAACCCCGACAGUCAUGAAGCGCAGGAGAUGAUUCAGGAUUUGAUUCGCCGCGAACGCAUUCAGGAAAAUUUCGAAUACGCCCUGGAACAUGCACCAGAAAAUUUGGCCACUGUCCACAUGCUGUACGUCAACUGCUCUGUGAAUGGUGUUAAAAUGAAAGCCUUCGUCGAUUCUGGGGCACAGAUUAGCAUCAUCAGCCGUGAAUUUGCUGAACGCUGCCAUAUUGCCCAUUUGAUUGAUGACCGCUUCCAAGGGAUGGCUGUCGGUGUUGGAACUCAGCGUUUUGUUGGGAAAAUCCAUGCCUGCCAGAUGGAAUUCGGUGGGGCAUUCCUCACGACAAGUUUUUCAGUGUUGGAUGGCAAUAAUAUGCAGAUACUUCUCGGACUGGAUAUGAUGAAACGCCAUCAGAUGAUUAUCGAUCUAAAGCGCAACGUUCUGGUCAUCGGGACGACCGGUGCUGAGACAGCGUUCUUGCACGAAUCCGAAAUCCCGCAAAACAACGCCGGACAGCCACAAUUUGUUCCAAAUGAGUCAGACAUUCAAGCACUUAUCGGAAUGGGAUUCUCAAGGGAAGCCGCCAGGGAAUCGCUCGUAAAGCACGAGGGAAACAAAGAUGCCGCUGUUGCAGAUUUGCUGCAUAAACAGGCCGAUAAAGCCACCAGUGCCAAACCCAAAUAAUUUCGAUAUAUUCGUCUCAUUAAUUCUUUAACGGUUUGUACAGACUGAUCGACGCUCAGAGUUGUUCCGUCCGUCUUUUGCGGGCAUUUUUAUCACUUUUUAUUGAUGAUCGUAUCGAGAAAUGGAUACGGAGUAUGUAUCGAAAUGGAAUUUCUUUUAGUUAAAAAAUUUGCCAUCAAAGUGUUUUGCCUUCAGUGCUAAUUUACGUUUUCGAAUGGGCCAUUUGAAGGAAGAAAUUCGCUGUCCUUUUCG